AUGACAGAUAUUUCCAAACAGCUUGCGCAUCGACCAUCACUUCAAAAGCGUGUGUUUACGUUCAAUCACCGCUCGCCGUCGGAACUUGUUCGAUCAAAGCUAUCAACUGCCGAAAUACAGUAUCGAGCUCUCACCUCACUCCCAGAUGAGCUCCUCACGAAUAUCCCAGAGCACGAAAAUUCUUAUUCCUUAUUCCAAGGCUUCCAGGCGACCUUACCCGAUGAGCCUCGAGGAAGGACGACUACCAAAGGCUCCGGUCGGCAAAAGCUGCUUGAAGAUGCCAAUGGCGACGACUCUGGCCCACCAACACUGGGUAAAUUGAAUCGUGAAAAGGAGACGUUGGCACGGAAGCUAGAGAUGCUCGGGAUCAGGAAGAACAUGUCUUCGUCUGAGAUUAGGGAAAUCGAUAUAAAAAUAAUGAAUCUGAAUCAGAUGCGGAACAUUGUUCUAGACCGACUUGCAAAAUUGGAGCAGGACGAAGCUGAAGUCGAACAUGAAAUGUUGAAUCUUGAAAACAAGAUUGAGGACUUGCAGGAAGAACUCGAACUCGCCUCAGAAACUCAUGUUUCUGACGAUUCAAACGCUGAUGAUGGAAAAAGCGAGGAAUCCACAUUCAUGUCCGAAUCAAUCUAUGGAAAGCUCAACUCGCCAAAGCAAUCACGAAAACGAAAGUCUGCUCGCCGCAUCUCCAUGCCCAUACUUCACGAACACCUUGAACCUGGUAAAAGGAUCAAAGAAAUCCAUACUCAUUCCGAUAAUAUAACUGCCUUAGAUUUUGACGUUCCAUUUGGCACAAUGGUAACUGCAGCACUUGAUGACACCGUGCGAGUAUGGGAUCUUAAUUCUGGACGUUGUUUGGGGUUGCUGGAAGGCCACCAAGCCUCUGUUAGGUGUCUUCAGGUGGAAGAUAACAUGGUCGCAACCGGUUCAGCGGAUGCUACAAUCCGUCUAUGGGAUUUGUCUCGGGCAGAAAGCUAUAAAUUCACUCCCCCAUCUACAACCGGGUCGGUUCACAAGAGGUCAUCUGCCACAGCUUCUGUAUCGGCCUCUGUAAAUGAGGAAGAUGAUGAUGUAGAUGAUGAUGGGGCACACUCAACAAUGGGAUAUCACACUCCUUCGAUGUCAGAGUGUCAGGUUUUCUGUCUUGAUUCGCACGUAGGGGAAGUUACAGCACUGUACUUCCAGGGAGAUACUCUGGUCUCUGGCAGCGCCGAUAAAACCUUAAGACAAUGGGAUCUUGUCAAGGGAAGAUGUGUACAGACAUUGGAUGUUCUUUGGGCAGCGGCACAGAACAAUAUGGAUGAGGGUAAAUGGAGAGCAGGCGGACAAGGUGGUGGGCCUGAUGGCGACUUUGUCGGUGCUCUGCAAUGCUUUGAUGCUGCCCUUGCUUGUGGAACAGCAGACGGAAUGGUCAGGCUGUGGGAUUUGAGGAGUGGCCAAGUUCACCGAUCGUUGGUCGGCCAUACUGGACCUGUGACGUGCCUUCAAUUCGACGACGUGCAUCUCGUUACCGGAUCCCUCGACAGAAGUAUAAGAAUUUGGGAUCUACGAACUGGCUCGAUAUUCGAUGCUUUUGGCUAUGAUAACCCUAUCACCAGCAUGCAAUUUGACAGCCGCCGCAUUGUAUCAGCUGCUGGAGAGCCUGUCGCCAAGGUUUAUGACAAAACUGAGGGCAGACACUGGGAUUGCGGUGGUGCAGAUGGCAGCACGGAGAUUGUGGAGAGGGUCAAGGUUAAGGACGGAUAUCUCGUCGAAGGAAGAGUGAAUGGAACUGUAGGCAUAUGGGCUUGUUGA
This is a messenger RNA of Morchella sextelata, 1794 nucleotides long. RefSeq lists its product as uncharacterized. The transcript has 4 exons. Gene Ontology annotation, molecular function: protein binding. NCBI's taxonomy places the organism in Eukaryota, Fungi, Ascomycota, Pezizomycetes, Pezizales, Morchellaceae. The record is from RefSeq and is a predicted model, not a curated record. Gene Ontology annotation, cellular component: nucleus. The coding region runs from base 1 to 1794 and encodes 597 amino acids.